Molecule: messenger RNA, 807 nt
Organism: Cornus florida
Lineage: Eukaryota; Viridiplantae; Streptophyta; Magnoliopsida; Cornales; Cornaceae
Exons: 2
Coding region: 1-807 (268 amino acids)
Source: RefSeq, a predicted model, not a curated record
AUGCCACCACGAAGGGAUCCCGGGGAAAGUUCUAGCUCCAAUCCCGUGGAAAGUGAUCAGGAGGAGGAGGAUAUCUUGUUACGUGAUUUAGUCCCACCAAGAGGGGGACAAGCGAGGGGGACCUUUGUGCCACCACCACCACCACCUCCAAAGACAAAUGAGUUGAAUGAUACUCUUUAUCACAUUACAAAGUUUGUGAAAUUGAUGCCAACUCUGUUUGAGGACGGCCCAGAUCCGUUUGUUGUGGAUAGUUUCAUGGAUAGGGUGGAGAAGCAUAUUAAUGCCAUGAAUUUGGCAACGGACAAGUUGAAGAUCACAUUGGCGACUUACAAUUUUAUUGGUGAUGCUGAGAUAUGGUGGAAGACCAUUUCACACAUGCACGAUUUGGAUACUAUGACAUAUGAUAAUUUUAAGAAAUUGUACUAUGAGAAGUACUUUCCGGUGCCUAAGCGGAGGGAACUAAAAAAGGAGUUUGAUGGGUUAAAGCAACGAAACAUGACAGUUACAGAGUAUAAGAACAAGUUUACAUCGCUUUUGAGGUUUACACCGGGGAUUGCUAAUGAUGAAGAAGGAAAGAUAGAGAAAUUUAUUGAUGGCCUUGAUCUUACCAUUAGGCCAAUUGUAACUGCUUCAGAACCGACAGAGUAUGCAAAAAUAGUGCGAAAGGCCUUAGUGGUUAAGGCUGAGAGCAAGGACAGCAAGGCUAUCAGGGAGUCUUACAAGUACAACAGGGGUAUGGGUGCUUUCUCCAAGGGUCAAUCAAGUAAGAAACAAAAGUAUGAGCAGUCAGGGUUCAGGGGACAGUAG